GCCCCCGCGCCCCACAGCCUCGCAGCAGCUGAUGGCGCCGCAGCCGAGCCGCGCGCUGCGGAUCCCUGAGCGCAGCUAGCGCCGGGGAAGAGCUCUUCCCGAGACCCAGCGAGGCCCGGGCCCGGCCCGCCGGCUCCUUCGGGUCCGCAGGUGGGGCCCAGGCCUGGGUUGCCAUGGAUACCGUGUCCCUGGAGCAUCAGAUCCAGAGCGUGCAACGCCACAUCAGCUUCCUGAAAAAGGAGCAGAUGGCCCUGCUUCGAGACCUACACCUGGAGAUCCUGAGGCUUCAGAAGCGCUGCUCAGAACUGACCCAUGACCUGGAGAUGAGAGAGGUCCAGUCUCACCAGCAAGAAGAGGCAUCUAGGGAGCUGGAGAACAAGUGCCGCGCGCUAGAGUCCCAACUGGAAGCGCGAGCAGCUGCCAACGCGGAGCUGCGGAGGGAGGUGGCACAGCGGGAAGCGCUGGUGUCAGCACUGCGCUGCAGCCUGCGCUCGGAGGAGCGCCGCUUUCUGGAGGAGCUGCGGCGCCGCAGCCACCGCGCCACCGUGCUGGGUACCGAGCUGCAGAAGCACACGGAGGCGGCCGCCUACCUCUCCUGCCAGCUGCACGCCGCGCGCCAGAGACUGCAGGCCCCGCGCCCCGGCGCCGCUGCCGCCGAGCCCCGGCCCCGCCGACGCGCACAACGGGCCCGCCGCCCUCCGGAGGCGGCUGCCAAGGGGCCGAGCCGGGACUGGGCGACCUGGGACGACUCCGAUCCCAUGCCGGACCCCGCGCUCUUCCUAUACCCGCGGAGGCCACCGCGGCCCAGCGCCCGCGGUCCGCGUCCUCUGCCACGCCAAGAGCUGCGGGACCAAUGCGGCACACACGCCGAGCCCGCUGAGAGCUCGGAUGCCAUGCCCAGCGCCCUGGGGGAUCCUGAGUAGGUGCUGGGCAGGCAUUGGCGACCCGGAAGGCAGGCCCGGCUGGGAGGGAUCAGGGAUGGGGCGGGGUCCAGCCGGAGAUCCGCCCCUACUCCGCCACCCACUAGAGCUGCCCCCGCUUGUGUGUUUCCCCGAGAUGAGCUACCCGCUCUGGAGCGC
Molecule: messenger RNA, 1079 nt
Organism: Phodopus roborovskii (desert hamster)
Lineage: Eukaryota; Metazoa; Chordata; Mammalia; Rodentia; Cricetidae
Gene: Ccdc92b
Product: coiled-coil domain containing 92B
Exons: 4
Coding region: 174-923 (249 amino acids)
Source: RefSeq, a predicted model, not a curated record